AUGAAUGCACUCGACACCACCUUUGCCGCGCUCAGCCACGAGGCGCGGCGCGCCAUCCUGGCCAGGCUUGCCGAUGGAGAAACCCGCCUGUCCGAUCUCGCCGGCCCGUUUGCCAUGUCCCAGACCGCCGUCUCCAAGCAUGUGCGGGUUCUCAGCGAUGCGGGCCUCGUCACCGUCGAACAGCGCGGACGCAGCCGCUAUUGCCGGCUCAACGCGGCGCCGAUGAAGCAGGCGGCCGAGUGGCUGUCGGACUAUGAGGCGUUCUGGGGCCAGCAGUUCGACAAUCUGGCCCGCUAUCUGGCCGAAAACGGAGACUGA
Messenger RNA from Effrenium voratum, 318 nucleotides. Lineage: Eukaryota; Dinophyceae; Suessiales; Symbiodiniaceae. The record is from the annotation of a GenBank genome assembly.